Lagenorhynchus albirostris (white-beaked dolphin) is the source of this 1261-nucleotide messenger RNA. RefSeq lists its product as uncharacterized. Bases 12 to 605 code for a protein of 197 amino acids. The record is from RefSeq and is a predicted model, not a curated record. NCBI's taxonomy places the organism in Eukaryota, Metazoa, Chordata, Mammalia, Artiodactyla, Delphinidae. The transcript has 8 exons.
GAUGUGAAGCCAUGAGGAUGGGACCCCUCCUCCCUUUGCACCGGGGGCACUUUGUCCUUCAGUGCCAGCCCAAGCAUCCCCUCCUCCAGGCAGCCCUCAAGGACUGCUCACAGAGUUCUCCCAAGACCCACGUGACUGCCUGUCCUCUAAAUUGGGGAGUCAGGCAGCGCCAAGGGAGCCCUGCGGUCCAGCCUCUGAUCCCUCAUCUCUCACCGGAGCCCUCACUGAACAGAGGCCAGAGGAGACCCAGCAGGCGGGGCUGGAGGAGAGCACCUGGGGGCAGGUGGAGUGAGGAGAGGUGGGAGAGGACGGAGGCAGUCUCGGCCACCUUCCUGGAGCCCAGGCUUUAUCCUGCAGGCAACUGGAAGGUCCCAGCAAGGAUGAACUGCCCAGCUGACAACGCAAACUUUCUAAAUGAAAACCUGUCAUCCCCGGGUUUCAAUCCUUCUGCUGAAGCCUUUCGCCUUCAGGGAGGGCCCUGGAGCUCACCGAGCCGGCUCCAACUGAACCCCGAACCCCGAGUCUUACAGAAUCACAUUUACGACCAAGAAAGGCUGGCUGGAAAAUGCAAGCCAUCCAGCCACUACAGCUGCCCUCAGUGGUGAGCCCUGAGGAACUCAGGAUGGAGACAGACCACUGCCAAGCUCUCAGCCACUGCAGCCGCCCAAGAGUGCACCCUGAGGGGACUCAGGAUGGGAAAGCACGGAACACUGGCCCCAGAGAGCUAAGUCCACAGCGGGGAACAGGGAGGAGACCGGGAGACACAUGGUGACGUUGGGGCCUUGGCGUGUCUGUCUUUGUGCGGUGCCCUCAGCUGCCUCCUGGGGUGGGGCAGUGAUCAUCACCUUUCCGAAGAGCCGACCCCUCAAAAGGCCUCACCCUACGUCACGCCCAGACUGCAGGCCUCCCCCCAGGAGGGAGCACAGGCUGCCGACGAAGGUUCCGAGGCCGAGAGCCGACGCAGUGGGGGAGGUGGGCGCUGGUGAGGAUGGGGGCGGACACGGCCCAACUCACGUCCCUAGACGUCCCUAGACGUGUGGCCUGUGCACAGACGAGCAUCUCCGACCGGGUGGUGGGGACCUCGCGUGAACUCAGCUCCGGAGACGCUGCUCAUUUCGAGCACAGAUGAUGGUCUCCCAGAUGCCUUGUCCUGACCAGCGUGACGUUUGUUCAGUUCAGCUGCCCUCCGUCACAAGAGGCCUGAUCAGACCCAGACUCUCACCAUGAAAAAUGUCUUUUCUCAUUGGAUCUGAGUCCUGGA